GCGGCUCACGUGACGGGUGCUACCGGCCGCGGGGUCUCGUCGGUGCCGGCGCUCUGCAUCCGGGCCUGUCGCGUCGCUCGACGGGGCACUCGCCGUCCCUACCCGGCCGUUCCAGCCUCGCGCCCCUGCCGUCCUUGCUCGCCGGUCUGUGCCUCGGCGUCUCGCGCUAUGGCUGCUUCUCGAGGCGCCCGGCGGCCGCUGCUGCUGCUCCUGCUCGGAUUAUUGAGCCUCACGUGUGGAGCCUCGGCGGUGUUCGAGGUGAAAGACGGCAAUGGGACAAUGUGUAUAAAGGCCAACUUCUCUGCUGCCUUCCAGACGAGCUAUGAGACUGGGAACGGGCCUCAGAAUGCGACCUUUCACCUGCCAUCCUCCGCACACGUACUCAGUAACAGCUCAUGCGGUGGAGUCAACGCCUCCCAGCCCAGCCUGGCCAUCGGCUUUGGAGGACAUUCGCUGACCCUGGAAUUCACACGGAACACCACCCGCUACCUCGUCCAGCUCCUGCGCUUCUCCUAUGAUCUGGCGGACACAGAUGUCUUCCCCAACGCAAGCUUCAAGGGAGUCAAGACUGAGGCUUCCACAACUGACAUUCAGGCAGACAUAGACAGAAAGUACCACUGCACCAGCGCCAUCCAGGUGCACAUGAGGAAUGUGACUGUGACACUCUCUGACACCACCAUCCAGGCCUACCUGACCAACGGCAGCUUCAGCAAGGCAGAGACGCGCUGCAAGCAGGACCUGGCCCCCCCGACCUCCGCGCCCCCUACACCGCCCAAGCCCCCCGCACCGCCGAGCCCUGCACCGCCCAGCCCCUCCGUGUACACGUACAACGUGAAUGGCAGCAACGGGACCUGCCUGCUGGCCAGGAUGGCGCUGCAGCUGAACAUCUCCUAUGCACGGAAGGACAACACGACCGUGACCAGAGUGGUCAACAUCAAGCCCGGUACGACUGCGGAGGGGAGCUGUGGUGCCGACCUGGUGUCCCUGGAGAUACACAGUGAGAACAUCGUGGUCCUGGGCUUGCACUUCCGAAUGAAUUCGAGUGCCAGCCGCUUCUUCCUGGAAACAGUCGAGUUGAACAUGACUGUCCCUGAUGCCCCAGGGCCCACUGUCCAGGCAGCCAAUAACUCGCUGAGAGCCCUGCAGGCCACCAUCGGGAGCUCCUACAGGUGCACCACCGAGGAACGCCUGCGUAUCACACCCUCCUUCUUCCUCAACCUCUUCAGCGUGCAGGUCCAGGCUUUCAAGGUCGAAGGGAACAGGUUCGGGUCUGCCGAGGAGUGUCUGCUGGACGGGAGCGGCAUGCUGAUCCCCAUCGCCGUGGGCGGCGCCCUGGCGGGGCUCGUGCUCAUCGUGCUCAUCGCCUACCUCAUCGGCAGGAAGAGGAGUCACGCCGGCUACCAGACCAUCUAGCAGGGGCCGCGCAGGGGCCGCGCAGGGGAGGGCGGGGCCGCAGGGCAUGCGUGCCGUGCGUGCGUGGCCUGCAGGGGAGGCACGCUUUCUGGCACACUGUUCUCAAAUCUGCUUACAAAUGUGAAGUUCAUCUUGCAACAUUUACUAUGCACAAAGAGUUAAUAUUGAAAUGACGGUGUUAAUUCUGCUGACUGGGUUAAAUAUUUUCCUAACUGGUUAAACGUUAAUAGUUACCAGAGUAGAACCCUGUGACUGCAGGAGUGCUUUUCUGAAUUGGUAUGGGCUCCACUCAUUCGCUGCUUCAAAAUUUGGUGUUGGUUCCUUUAUUCUUUGCUCAGAUUUAGGCUGUGCAAUGUCGGGUCUGAACACCGUGGACCGACUUGGGUGGCUGAUCAUUAGCUGGCACACCAAGGAGUUAAGCCCAGCAGAGUGGGACCCUCUGGGGGCUCUGGGGGCAUCUGCAGGCUUGCUGCAGCUUUGGGUCAGGAGGGCCAGGCCCAGUGGCCAGCCUGCAUUCCCACGCCUGCUGCUGAGAGCUACCGCUUUUCUAGGUGUCAGAAGGGUGUAAGUUUUGUUCACCUGUAAAAUGGUUUCCGGCCUUGUGUUGGCAUUGGGUAGCCCCGUUGUGCAUUGUACACCGAUGGGCUAGCCCUGCUUGAGGCCUCUGCUGUGCUCGGUGGCUGGACAUGGAGCCCUGCUCUGUGAGAUGCGUUGCCUGUAACAAUGCUAAUAAACAGACACUCUCUUUGUCUGCCUG
Molecule: messenger RNA, 2170 nt
Organism: Heterocephalus glaber (naked mole-rat)
Lineage: Eukaryota; Metazoa; Chordata; Mammalia; Rodentia; Bathyergidae
Gene: Lamp1
Product: lysosome associated membrane protein 1
Biological process (GO): establishment of protein localization to organelle
Cellular component (GO): late endosome membrane; lysosomal membrane; plasma membrane
Source: RefSeq, a predicted model, not a curated record